UCGGGCGGCCGCGGUUGCUCUGUCGUUGCCACUCGUCGUUGCGUUUGCUUUUGCUUGCAUUUCCGAUUUCUGACAACUGAGCUCGGGCAAUUGUUGUGACAACUUUUAUUGUUUUUAACCUGAUAUGUAAAUAAAACUUAAUCGAAUUAUGUAGUAAUCAGUGGCGAUAGUUUUCGAACAGUAACUUCCAGCGAAAUAACCAUAAAUUGACGUUUACUUUAAGUUAUAACACCUAUAAGUGAAUUCGUUUUGGUAAGGUUAUCUCCAGUGGCCAAAUCCCUGAGUUCAUGCACUUUUGCAUGAUUAUCUUGAAAACAGUUUGUACUUAAUUUAAAGCCCGGAUGUGUUACCGGCGAUUAACCCAUAUUUUUCCAUGCUUACCUAUUUUUAUUGAUUAAUAGAAAACAAACGAUUACAAUUUGCUUCUACUGAUUGUUUUGGGACCACCGUGCAGUAUUAUUAAUGACUAGAUUCGAUAAGUUGAAAAAGGGCUAAGUUAGCACCAUAAAAAUACAUACAAUAAUCGUUUACUUUUCGUACCAAAUGCUUUAUUAGUGUAAGUUUUUAUUUAGUGUGCAUAUUUACUUGCAUCAUUUGCCUGAAUUUAUUGUUUAAAUUGAGUAACAGUGUAGUGGUGCUAAGUUGACGUAUCAAGAUGGCCGAAGUGCUAAAGAAACAACGAAAAAGUAAUUUUUCCCAGGAUGAAGUUGAAACUAUAGUGAAAGCAGUGAUGGAAAAUUACGAAACUUUUUACGGGGAAUUCUCCAAAAAAGCUAUAAAUAAAAUUGCAAGACACAAAGCUUGGUUAGAGGUAACAAAAGAAGUGAAUUUGGUGUCAAGUGAAAAGAGAACUUUACAAGAAGUCAAAAACAAGUGGAAGAAGUGUCAGCAUUUAUAUCGUUCUGAUGAUCAUUUUCCAUAUAAUAGUUUUAGCGAUGAUGUUCUCGACGUCACGAAUGUUUGGGAACCGCUGACAGAAAUUGAGGAUGAAGAUUCUAUGCCAUUAGGGCUACGACUCAAAUCACCUCUUCCAGUGUUACCACCUGAACCCACAGAACCAGUAUUGCAGAGUCAACCUCUUUCUCCUACCAAAUUGAAGGUUACAAGACAAGCAAAACCCUCUUUGCCUUCUCCCAAGCCUCCUACACCUCCACCACCUCCUCCACCCAUCGAAGAGGUUUGUCUCAAAUGGAAUAGUCACCAUUCUAACAUGCAACAUACGUUUCCCAGUUUAUUACUUCGAGAGCAAUACGUAGAUGCCACAUUAGUUGCCGAGGGACAGACAUUGAAAUGUCAUAGGGUCAUUCUAUCAUCUUGCAGUCCUUACUUUGAAGAAGUUCUGGCUAGCAUUAGUCCUUACCAACACCCUGUGUUAUUUAUGAAAGAUACUCCAUUUUGGAUUUUAAAAUCUCUCUGUGACUUUAUGUAUUCUGGAGAGGUCCACAUCCUUCAAACCAAGUUAGAGGAACUUUUAGCAGUUGCAGAAAAUUUGAAAAUUAAAGGCUUGGCCGGUCAAGAAGAGGUUAAAAAUCAAGAAAUCAAACCAGAAGUUCCGGAUAUUAUCAAAGAGGAGAUCAAAGAGGAAGUAAAGAAAAAAGAAGAAAAGGAAGUAAAGAGAAAAGAGGAGAAAGAAGCAAAGAAAAAGGAAGAGAAAGAAAUUAAGAAAAGAGAAGAGAAAGAAAUUAAGAAAAAGGAAGAAAAAGAAAUCAAGAAAAAGGAAGAAAAAGAAAUUAAGAAAAAGGAAGAAAAAGAAAUUAAGAAGAAGGAAGAAAAAGAAAUAAAGAAAAAAGAAGAGAAAGAGGCUAAACCACCAGAAGUUAAACAAAUUAAACGAAAAGAAGAAAAAGAAAUAAAGAAACGGGAUGAAAAAGAAACAAAAGAAAAGAAAAGAGCAGUACAAUUAGCACCUUUAGUAGAAAUGCCAGUGCUAAAAAGUUCUAAAACUAUCAAAAUUCCUCUACAGCAGUCAGAAAUGCCUGUUUUAAAAUCGACAAAACCACCACGAGGAUCCGGUAUUUCAAGAAGGACUGAAAAAAGGACGUUCGAAAAAGAGAAAAUUGAAAAACCUCUUCCAUCCAAAGAUAUAUCUCAUAAAAAAGAUUUCUUUGACCCAAUAUUAGAUUUGCUAGAACCAGUAUAUGAAGAAGUUGCAAAGGAUCCUAAACCUACUAAAGCUAUUGUUCCUAAAGAUCCCAAAAAUAUUACUGUAAGGCGAAAUGUACAGAAGAAACUGAAGAAGCGGAAGAUAACGGAUGACAGAGAAGAAUCUCCACCUCCGAUUUUCACUCGAAAGGGUACCCGUUCCCGUCCAAAUAGGAAAGUUCCGAAAUAUUUCCAUCCUCCAGAUGACCAAUCAACAAUUGUACGUGAACCGCAUACAGACCAAGCUGACCUCCUUAUGCAUCUACAAUGCAUAAAAUCCGAACCUAUAUAUGAAGAUUCUAUUGAAAUUGAAGAUAAUUUAGUGGGCUUUAGCGAAUCUUCGAUGUCAGUAGAAGAACAAUUAAUAGGAAGUUAUGCUCAAAGUUCAUUUGGUGACUAUAAUCGUAGAACUACGAGAAGUAAACAAAAAGAAAUGCAACCAAUUAUAAUGGAUGUUCAGAGUAUCGCGAAUCAAAAAGAAGAAACAACAUUAAAUAUAAUCAAUGUAGCUCAAUUGACGGGUACAAAGUUGAUUGAUCCGUUGGAAGAUCCACUCACUCUAAACCAAACUAAUUCAGAUAGCCCAGCAAUCGUUCAAGGUACAGAUAAUACCUUGGGGUUUCGUAUAAGUCAAGUCGUGACUGAAAAAGAAGAUAGCAGAUCAUCUGAGGCUUGUACGGACAUGGGUUUUCAAAUAACUAAUGUUGUUAGUGCACAAGAAGUCCCAAAAAAGUCUGAAGAAAUAGAAGAAAAUGAUUCUAUGUUUACAGAAUUUGAAGCAUCUGCUAUUGUACCAAAAAUUGAAUGUAGCGAUACAAUGAACGAUGAAAAUAUAACUCCAGUUGAAGAACCUGAACCAAUGGACACAAACGAGGAAGACCAGUCAGCUAUUUUACCUACUACAUCAUUUGAUGACACAAUAAAUAAAUCAAAUGAGGAAGAUCGGCUAAAAGAUUCAAGUGAACUGAUUGAUAACUAUCAGUCUUCUAGUAAAGAAUGUAAUUAUGCAGAUAAUGAAUUCAUAGAAUCAAGGUCUCAUGAUAAUUUUAAAGGCACUUUAGUUGUAAAAACUGAUCUGAUAAACAAAAAUGAAGAAGAUCAGAUGUCAAUUUUACCUGGUACAUCAUUACAAGGGAACACCACCCAAGAUACACAUGAAUUUAUAGGAAAUUCUCAACCACCUGAUAAAGAAACUUUUGCUGCAGACAAUAAAUUGGACGAAAUGGGAUCUCAAGACGAAUUUGUUGAUGGCACUUCAGUUAGAAAUAUAGACCAUAAUACUGGUUUAGAACCUACACCAGAGGCUGAGAUUCUACCAAACGAUACAAAACUAGAAGAACCCCCAGCAGAAUCUGAGAUUCUUCCAAACAAUACAGAUCUAGAAGAACCCCUAGCAGAAUCUGAGAUUCUAGCAAACGAUAAAGAUCUAGAAGAACCCCUAGUAGUAUCUGAGAUUCUAUCAAACGAUACAGAUCUAGAAGAACCGCUAGCAGAAUCUGACACUUUACCUACUGAUUUAUCGAAAGUAGGUUUACCAAAUGAAACAAGUUCGCUACAAGAUCAACAUACCACUUCUGCUUAUACAGCUAUUGUACCUACUGAUUCAAUUCAAGAAGAGCCAGAAUAUAAUGCUUCUUCAAUGAAUAGAAAUGAAGAAACAUCAACUGUAUCAUUUGAAGAAGCACACACUAGUUCUGUUGAAGAAGAUCCUCAUUGUGUUAAUAAAGAAAAACAUUCAGAUUCAGAUAAUUUUGAAAGUAGCAAUCUUAAAGAAACAACGAAUUCGAAUAAUAAUUUAGAAACUCAAGACAUGGCGGAAAGUCAAGUUGGCGAGAUUGAUCAGUUAAUGGAAGUAGUUGAAGAUGAAUUAGCAGAAAGUGCCAAAAAUAAUGAAGAAAACCAGUCUACAAAUGACCUAAAUGAUAGUAUGGAUGAAUCUAUUCUUGAAGAAGGAAUGGAAGAAGAAAGUAGCUUAAAUACAGGGAAUUUGGAAAAUGUUUCUCAAGAAUAUGCAACUCUAAUGGGUAAUAAAAUUCAAGAUGAAACAAAUAUGGAGUUUUCAGAAGAUAUACAAGAAAGAGAAGAUAGAUUAGAAAAAGAGUUACUUCAAGAAAAUAAUGACAUAUCAAGUAAUUUUGAUUGUAGUACUAAUGAUAAAAAUUAUGAAAAUAAUCUACUCAAUGACGACUAUGUUCCAGGAGAAGUCAGUAGUUCAAUUAUUCCCAACGAAGCUUACACCAUGGAAGAUAAUUCAAAUGCCUCUCCAGAAAAUUAUAUCAAAGAUGGAGCUACUUCAGACGAACCUAACGAACAUCUUGAUGCAGAAAAUAGUUCGAAUACAGUUCCUGAGACUUAUGUUAAAAAUGAAAGUAAUUCAAAUGAAGAUAGCUCAGAAAGUAAUACAAAUGUAUUUCCUGAAAGAAUUGUUGAAGCUGGAAGUAGCGCAAUUGUUCCCGCAGAAGCUCACAUUUCAGAUGAAAGUAGUUCAAAUAUACUCAACAAAGAAUAUGUUACUGAAGAAAGUGAUUCAAAUACGUUAAAUGAGAAUUUUGUUCCAGAAAAAAAAACUUCGAAUACAUUUAAUGAAAAUUGUGCUACAAAUGACAACAAUGCAAUUCUUCCUAUCACAGAAAAAGGAAUAAUACCCAAUAUAUGUAUAAAAGAAAGUAGUAUGAAUGGCCCAAGCGAUAACUACCCUGCAGUAGAAACUAAGACAUAUUCACAAAAAUCAAGUGCACCAGAACUGAAUUGUCAGACCGAUCAAGCUAGUAGUAGUACAAGUCUACCUGGAUUCCACAUCGCCCAAGUUAUUAGUGAACAAAUUGCAGAAAUUGAAGGAAACAGAUAUUCUGGUCACUUUUCAAAUAAUUCUAAAGAUUUGAGUGCUUCGUGUGAGAAAAAUUUCAAUGAAUUAGAAUCUAUUGUAAAUGAUCUGUCAAAAAUAGUUGGUGAUACUUGUGGUAGUUUAGAGAGUGAAAGUAUGGAUGAUACUAAUUCUAUAGCAGAUUCACUUGAAAAUCUCCUGCAAAAAUAAAUAUAAAAAUGACAAGUAAAAACCUUAAGAUUGGAGAAAAAUAAUGGGUAAAAUUUACUAGUUUAUAAAAGCAAGACAUUGGGUAGUUUUCAAGCAGGUAUGGAGGCAGUUUAUAUUACCUCACUACUUUUUUGAGCCAGUGUUCUGCACUCUCAAUUUAAAAAUACCAUUCAGUGUUUGGUUUGACCCAGAGAUAACAGUAGAUGUAACUUACAAACAAAUAUCGUGCUGUAAUGAAUAAUACAUAUUUUAAGGGACAGAAGGGUAUACUAUCUGCUGUUGUCAUGCCUAUAUCAUUAUUCUUAUUAUUACAAAAUUAUUUACAUAUCUUAAAAAAGCUAAAAUAAUUCAACCUAUAUUAUAUUGCAACUGAGCCCAACAAAAAUUGAGUCAUUAGUUAUAUCAAAUUUAACUAAAUUAGAUGUAAUAAUUUUCAAUAAAUUCCAAAACCUAGUUAAUGUUAAGUUGGAUAUCAAGUAUUUGGUAUUACAUGUGGCAACAGGGCUUGUAUUUUCUACAUUAUUUAUUAUAAGCGCACAAGCACUUACACAUAUUAAAAAAAAAAUGUAUCGCCAUAAAAUCCUUGUUUAGCCCCUCUUACCACUCUGUUGGCAGCAUGAAUAUCAAUAGAUAGCUACAUCUUCUGUUAUCUCUGGUUUGAGCAAAUAUCAAAUAAAACGAAAAAGAAAAAAAAUUAGUCUUACAGAAGAUUGAACGGUUUCUUAUCUGAAAUCGAAACGGCUCAGGACAUUAGCUUGAGUUUGUGGUGGGGGAAAUCUAAACCGCACCCAUAUCUGCUUAUGAUCUGUCAAAAACUCAGGACAAUUGCCAAUUUUUUUUAUCACAUUUACUUUGAUAUGGUAAAGUGUAAGCAAAACUUACAUUAUUGAGACUGAAUUUGAAAUUUCUCCAAUUUAAGGUUUUUUGUAUGCAUUUUAGAUUAAUAAUCUAUCAUAGUACUGAUUAAGGCUUAGGUAUCACGAUAGGUGGUUACUUUUCUUAUUUUAAUUAGUGUUGUAUAUAUUAAUAUAUUUUUUUGAUUAAUAUUAGUAAAUGUAGAGUAUUUUUUUUUUGUUUAUUUAUGCAUUUAUGGCUGAAUUGCAAAAGCAUUCGUUAAAAAAUUAGGCAAUAGUUAAAUAUAAGGAGAUAAUUUCGAAUACAUCUUUAAUUUGUUACUUAAGAUUUAAAGAGUGUUGUUGCAAUUGGGCCUAAGUAUUAUUUGUAUUACUGUGAAAAAAUAAUUUCAUGUGGUUUUCUACCUCUGCAGCUAUAUAACAUCACUAAUCUAAACUGAAUUUAUUGAAAAACUACAAUGGGCUCAUUCAGGCGACUUGUUGGGUCUUCUGAAUGGACUUAAAUUUGUUUAUUAUUUAACCCUUGCUCAACAUCGGCACCAGGAAAAUUAUGUGGUGCGUUUUGUAAACGAAGUAUUAUACCCAGUGUUGCCAACCAAAGGAAUUUUUAAUUUUGGGGAUUUCUAAUGGUUUUUAUUGAUUGGCAUGGCGAUUUUUCAUCACUCUAGGUUGACAAAGCUGAAUAUAUGUGAUUAUAACUGCACAUUUCUCAACUUUAAACAUGAAUUUUGGUAUACACUUGUUAAAAUAAAAAUAUGUCAUUAUGAAUGGUUACGAAUUUAGUAUAUUUUUACAUGACCUUACUUCAUGCUGAAAAUAUUUUAUUAAUUUAGACCCUUCAGGUACUUUUAAUUAUCGACUUCCACCAUAUGUUUUCGGUUUAAAUUAACUGUUGCGUCGGCUGAAUGCGUCCAUUGAUUCAAAGAAUUGUUAAGAACUUCAGGGUCUCCUAUUUUUUACCACAAGUAUAUCGCUAUUUAUUAUUUACAUGUUUUUAAAAUUUACAUCUCUUGAAAAUGAAAUGUACCGACGAUGUGCGAGUCUAACGCCAACCAACUGUAAUCCUUAUUAAUCAAAGUGAACGAAAGAAUUGAAUUUUUUUAAAGAAACAAAGGAUUUUUCAAGUUAUCUCUUAACACAAAAACUGAAAAAUCAAAAUACAAAACCCGUUAAUUAUUAAAAACUAUUUUGGAUAAUAUCA
Molecule: messenger RNA, 7231 nt
Organism: Psylliodes chrysocephalus
Lineage: Eukaryota; Metazoa; Arthropoda; Insecta; Coleoptera; Chrysomelidae
Source: the annotation of a GenBank genome assembly